AUUUUCAACAACAUCUCUCAAAUCGGAAGAAGAAGAAGCAGAGAAAAAGCCAUGAAUUCGUCUAUUUUAACAACACCUUCCUCUUCUUCUUCUUCUCCUCACCUCCAAUCUCCUGCAACAUUUGACCACGAUGACUUCCUCCACCACAUCUUCUCCUCCGCUCCUUGGUCUUCCUCCGUACUCGACGACGCUCCUCCUUCCGAUUCCCCCGUCGCCGGAUUUCACCAUCACGACGUCGUUGAUUCCGGAAACCAGAUCACCAUGAUUCCUUUGUCUCACCAUAAUCCAAACGACGCCGUUGAUGGCUCCUCCUCCGUUCACGCUCUCUUCAAUGGCUUCUCCGCCGGAUCCCUCCCUUUUCACUUCCCUCAGGGGUCGGGAGAAAAAAUGAUGAACCAAACGCAAACGCAAACGCAAUCUCAGGCGACGGCGUCAACCACCACCGGUGGCACGACGGCGCCGCCGCAGAAUAAGCCUAAAGUUCGAGCUAGGAGAGGUCAAGCCACUGAUCCUCACAGUAUCGCCGAACGGUUACGGAGAGAGAGAAUAGCGGAAAGAAUGAAAUCUCUUCAAGAACUUGUCCCUAAUGGCAACAAGACAGACAAAGCAUCAAUGCUCGAUGAGAUUAUCGAUUAUGUCAAGUUCUUACAGCUCCAAGUCAAGGUAUUAAGCAUGAGUAGAUUGGGAGGUGCUGCUUCUGUUUCUUCUCAAAUCUCUGAGGAUGCCGGUGGAUCCCACGAAAAUAACUCCUCCACGACCACCGAGAAUCAGACGACGGCGAAGAUGACGGAGCAGCAAGUGGCAAAGCUAAUGGAAGAGGACAUGGGAUCAGCCAUGCAGUAUCUACAAGGCAAAGGUCUCUGCCUCAUGCCCAUCUCCUUAGCCACCACCAUCUCCACCGCCACGUGUCCUUCUCGUAACCCAUUGAUAUCCGCCGUCAAAGAUGCCGGCGUUCCUUUGUCUCCCAACAUCUCCGCCCAUUCGACGAACACAGCCACUACAACAAUUGUUAACGGUUCGUCGUUGGUCACCGUUAAAGAUGCUCCCUCCGUUUCUAAGCCGUGAUGACGGCCGUUUAUAUAUCAUUUUGGGAUUAUGUGUGGUUAGUCUGAGUGGGGAAAAAAAAAAACAGAGACAGCGGAAAGUGGGAGAUGUGGUUUUCGUCAAAGUCUAGAAAGAAUAAAGGGGUUGCGUUCUGGGAUAAGACACCGUAUUUUGCGUACACUUUAGUUCUGUUCUGUCUUUUACAUACUACAAACCACUCAAUGGCACACUUAUGUUUUCUCUUUUUGUAUUAAUCUAACAUUUCCAAUGUUUUUGGUUUAUAAAGUUAUAUCCUCCAAUGGGAUGUUACAAAUCCAAUCGAUAUGCAUGAUGUAAA
This is a messenger RNA of Eutrema salsugineum, 1381 nucleotides long. RefSeq names its product transcription factor bHLH69. Gene Ontology annotation, biological process: regulation of transcription by RNA polymerase II. Gene Ontology annotation, cellular component: nucleus. The transcript is spliced from 6 exons. The record is from RefSeq and is a predicted model, not a curated record. The coding region runs from base 52 to 1065 and encodes 337 amino acids. Lineage: Eukaryota; Viridiplantae; Streptophyta; Magnoliopsida; Brassicales; Brassicaceae. Gene Ontology annotation, molecular function: protein dimerization activity; RNA polymerase II cis-regulatory region sequence-specific DNA binding; DNA-binding transcription factor activity, RNA polymerase II-specific.